CAUGAAGUUGAUGCCUUUGAACCAUUUCCAAUAGAUGAGACAAAGCACGUGCUGUGGUAUUUAUGAGCCGCCAUUUCUUCUAUUAUUGUGAACCUACUCUGGAUGUGAAGAUUGCCUUUUGUCAGGGAUUUGGGAAACAAGUGGAUGUUUCAUAUAUUGCCAAACAUUACAACAUGAGCAAAAGCAAAGUUGACAACCAGUUCUACAGUGUGGAAGUAGGUGACUCAACCUUCACAGUUCUCAAACGCUACCAGAACUUGAAACCUAUUGGCUCUGGGGCUCAGGGAAUAGUUUGUGCUGCAUAUGACGCCAUCCUUGACAGAAAUGUGGCCAUUAAGAAGCUCAGCAGACCAUUUCAGAACCAAACUCAUGCCAAACGAGCUUACAGGGAGCUGGUCCUCAUGAAGUGUGUGAAUCACAAAAAUAUUAUCAGUUUAUUAAAUGUCUUCACACCACAGAAGUCUCUGGAGGAGUUCCAGGAUGUUUACUUGGUAAUGGAGUUAAUGGAUGCCAAUCUGUGCCAGGUCAUUCAGAUGGAGCUAGACCAUGAGCGAAUGUCUUAUCUACUGUACCAAAUGCUCUGUGGUAUUAAGCAUCUUCACUCUGCAGGAAUUAUUCACAGGGAUUUAAAACCAAGUAAUAUUGUGGUAAAGUCUGACUGCACGUUGAAGAUUUUGGAUUUUGGAUUGGCCAGGACUGCAGGCACCAGCUUCAUGAUGACUCCAUAUGUAGUGACACGUUACUACAGAGCACCAGAGGUCAUCUUGGGAAUGGGCUACAAGGAGAAUGUGGAUAUAUGGUCUGUGGGAUGCAUUAUGGGAGAAAUGGUUCGCCACAAAAUCCUCUUUCCAGGAAGGGACUAUAUUGAUCAGUGGAAUAAAGUUAUUGAGCAGCUGGGAACACCCUGUCCAGAAUUCAUGAAGAAACUGCAGCCGACAGUACGGAACUAUGUUGAGAACAGACCCAAGUAUGCUGGCCUCACUUUCCCCAAACUUUUUCCAGACUCUCUCUUCCCAGCUGACUCGGAACACAACAAACUCAAAGCCAGCCAAGCCAGGGACCUUUUAUCAAAGAUGCUAGUCAUUGAUCCUGCCAAGAGAAUAUCAGUAGAUGAAGCAUUACAGCAUCCAUACAUUAAUGUCUGGUAUGACCCAGCAGAAGUGGAGGCGUCACCACUGGAUGAUGUGAUAUUUGAACGACAUGUAAAAACUAAAAGAAAUGAACAACCUCCUCCUCAGAUAUAUGAUAAACAGCUGGAUGAAAGGGAACACACAAUUGAGGAAUGGAAAGAACUCAUCUACAAAGAAGUAAUGAAUUCUGAAGAAAAAACUAAAAAUGGUGUAGUAAAAGGACAGCCUUCUCCUUCAGGUGCAGCAGUGACCAGCAGUGAAAGCCUCCCUCCAUCCUCAUCUGUCAAUGACAUCUCAUCCAUGUCAACGGAUCAAACACUGGCAUCUGACACAGACAGCAGCCUGGAAGCUUCUGCGGGCCCCCUGGGGUGUUGCAGGUGACUAGCCGCCUGCCUGCGCAACCCAGCGUUCUUCAGAGGAUGAUGUAAUGUAGAAGUGAAAAUUAUCAGGAGCUAAGAGACAAAAAGGAAGAGAAAUAAAACACAAAAGAUUUAAAUGAAACAAACAAAUCUUUUCAGCCUGCUUCU
Molecule: messenger RNA, 1657 nt
Organism: Calypte anna (Anna's hummingbird)
Lineage: Eukaryota; Metazoa; Chordata; Aves; Apodiformes; Trochilidae
Gene: MAPK10
Product: mitogen-activated protein kinase 10
Exons: 16
Coding region: 63-1511 (482 amino acids)
Biological process (GO): protein phosphorylation; JNK cascade
Cellular component (GO): cytoplasm; nucleus
Molecular function (GO): ATP binding; JUN kinase activity
Source: RefSeq, a predicted model, not a curated record